Pygocentrus nattereri (red-bellied piranha) is the source of this 2904-nucleotide messenger RNA. RefSeq names its product ferredoxin reductase (gene fdxr). Gene Ontology annotation, cellular component: mitochondrion. The transcript is spliced from 12 exons. NCBI's taxonomy places the organism in Eukaryota, Metazoa, Chordata, Actinopteri, Characiformes, Serrasalmidae. Gene Ontology annotation, biological process: ubiquinone biosynthetic process. The record is from RefSeq and is a predicted model, not a curated record. Bases 551 to 2005 code for a protein of 484 amino acids.
CUGCUUUAAAAGGCGGACGCUGCUCUGUAGUGCAGCGGCUUGUGGAAAGUCUAAUGUUUAUGUUCGGGAUUUGCUCACAAACUUCACAGAUUUAACCGGUUAAUGUUUAAAUGUAACCGUUUGCAGCCUCGGUACGGCCUCUGUGGGUGUUUUUAGAGAGGCGGCAGGAGGAAAGCAGCUUGCUGAGUGCACUCGUGAACAGUUUUAGUGAGUGAGGUUCACAUUAGCGGUGGAGGAGCCGAGUCUGAAUCCGAGCGCCGCGCCACUGAACCGGGGCUUUUGCCCUGUGCUCGCCCGCUGGAUGUGGUCUGGGUGUAUGUGAGACAGACUGAGCAAACAAACUGCCAGUCUUUUCGUGACUGUCAUGCAGAGUUUGUAUCCCUGGCCAAUUACCAGCUCUCAAAUCUGCAGCCCUGCGGUGUUUACAGUAGUUAAUCUUCUGCAGGCGAAAGCUUAAGCAGCUUGUCUAUCAACAGCUAGUCGUUAUUCAGGGCUGCGACUCGGUCUCGCUUUCUUUCCAAGCAUUUCGAGUCUCCAUGGAUUGAGAAAAAUGAAGGGGUCCUUUACUGCUUUGCGUUGCAUGCUGCAGACAUCCAGGCAUCAUGGUGUUUUCUCAUCACUGGCUCGGAGGCUGUCUUCAGCCAGCGGACCAGGACCAAAGGUGUGCAUAGUGGGAGGUGGUCCAGCAGGGUUUUACACAGCACAACAUCUCCUGAAGGCCCGGGACGACAUGGUUGUGGAUGUCUAUGAGCGACUACCUGUUCCGUUUGGCCUGGUUCGAUUUGGAGUGGCCCCAGAUCACCCAGAAGUCAAGAACGUCAUCAACACGUUUACUCAGACGGCCCAGCACGAGCGCUGCUAUUUCUACGGCAACGUGAACGUGGGUACGGAUGUCAGUGUGGAGGAGCUAAGGAAAGCUUACCACGCUGUUGUACUUAGUUAUGGGGCAGAAGCAAAUCGCUCUAUGAGAGUUUCAGGGGAAGGCUUGGCUGGUGUGUUCUCAGCCAGAGACUUUGUUGGAUGGUACAACGGACUUCCCAGCAACAAAGAGCUCCAGCCACAUCUGAACUGUGAGACGGUGGUGAUUUUGGGGCAAGGCAAUGUGGCGCUGGACGUGGCCAGAAUCCUGCUAUCUCCUCUGGACUUGCUGAAGAAGACCGAUAUUACCCAACAUGCGCUAGAUACUCUUGCAGCCAGUCGAGUGCGCAGGGUUCUAAUAGUGGGACGAAGGGGGCCUCUGCAAAUCGCAUGCACCAUUAAGGAGGUGAGGGAGAUGAUUAACCUUCCUGAUACUGCAGCUGACAUGCUUCCCGCUGACUUUGAAAGCAUAUCUGAGGCUCUGAAAGACCUGCCCAGGCCGAGGAAGAGACUGACGGAGCUAAUGAUGAAGACGGUGAAAACGGAGAGUGGACAACAUAAAGCAAAUAAGAGCUGGGGCUUCCGUUUCCUUCGCAGUCCUCUGGAAGUGCUCCCUGGGCCAGAUGGGAAAAGAGUUGCAGGAAUUCGUUUGGCUGUCAACAAGCUUGAGGGCUCUGGGGAGGACGCUAAAGCUGUGCCCACCGGCCAGACGGAGGAUCUAGAGUGUGGUAUGGUCAUCAGCAGCAUUGGCUAUAAGAGUCUACCUAUUGAUCCAUGUGUGCCCUUUGAUCCUCGCAGCGCCAUAGUUCCCAACAACAUGGGACGAGUGAAGGACACAGCAGGGCUGUACUGCAGUGGCUGGGUAAAGCGUGGUCCGACCGGCGUGAUCGCCACCACUAUGAAUGACAGUUUUGAUACAGCACGAAUGCUACUGAAGGAUAUGGAUUCAGGAAUGCUGAACCUGUCCGUGAACAAACCUGGUGGUCAGGAGAUCACAGCCUUACUCAAAGAAAGAGGUGUGAGAGCAGUUUCCUUCCCAGAGUGGGAGAAAAUAAACUUGGAAGAAGUGCGGAGAGGAACAGCUGUUGGAAAGCCCAGAGAGAAGUUUCUUGAUGUGAAAGAUAUGCUGGCAGUAGCUUGGUCCUGAACACAGCUGGAACAGUUCUCAACAACCUCAACAAAUCCCACUUCAUCAUUCUCUAGGUUUGAUUUGAAAGGGGCCAGCUUCCUUUUUAAACCUUCUUCUUACGGAUGUAGAGUGUGUAGACAAGAUGUCUUCAAUUCUGGACCUCACAUCCAGUCCUGGAGUUCAUAAUUGCUGCUGGCUAAAUUGAACAGUUUAUGUAACUGUUGGCAACUUCAAUACACAUGACUUUUGGAUUAAAAAAGAGUAUUUACUCUUGCAGUAAAUCAGUACCCGUCAAGUCAAACUGCUGUGAAAGCCCAUUAUACCUUUUAAAAGAAAAAAAAAUGUAAAGAAAUGAAAACUGUCAAUAAUGAGCACAAGGGUCAGUAGUUAGCAAAUGAGAUCAUCAUCACAGUUGAUGGGGACCAUAAACCUACAUUCAUCUUUUGCACUGUUAUCAUUUUGCCUCAUCUUACCACUUUUUUAUUACAUGGCGCCAGGUUUCCCCAAAGCAUAGUAGUUUUAAAAGCAUCUGAAGGUUUACAAGGUUUGCACAGCUUAAAACAGCUGGUUUUAAUACUCUUAAUGAAACUUGGCUCUUUGUUAAUCAUAUCCAGCAGGGAAACCUCUAAGCUGGGCGGCACCACAGCCACCUCAAGAACCCUAAUCCAGUGAUCAGUGAUGUUCAGUAAUUAGGUACAUGACAGAUGUGAAAAAGGCCUUACAGUAAUAUGUUUAGUGUUUGUCUUUUAAUUAUAUGAGAUAAUUGUCUUUGUAAUAUACUUAAUAUAUUUAAUAAAAUUAUAGUAAUACAUCAUUAUUUGUGUAUGUGUACAAGAAUAAGACAGAGAGGAAAAGAGAAAGAGGUAUCACAUUUGUGGUAAAAUUCACUGUCCCUAUAAUAAAGCUGCACUAUGUAA